AUGAGCGUUAUAGACUACCUAUUAGUCCCAGUGUCACUUUUCCCGAUAGUACGUCAACUUAUUGUGUCUAAUUUUACAACUUUUUCCGACCACGCAUUUCUACAUAUACAACUUUCAUUACUGUGUAACAAACAAAAUUCAACACUGUAUCCGGAUGAUGAAACCAGAGAGAAUCUGUCGCAGGACAAAUUUAAAUGGAAUGAUGAAUUAAAAGAACAAUGUAGAGAUUGUUUACUGAAUAAUAUGGAAAAGAUAAAUAUGUGUCGUGAACGCAUUGACUUUGAUGGGCAGCAAUUACUCGACAAUUCGUUGGCCGAAUUCACUAGUACGUUAAAUGUCAUUAUGGCACCAUUUUUUAAAAAGAGGUCAAACAAUUAUAAAUCUGACAGAUCUAAUAUUUGUGAUGAUAAACCUUGGUUUAACGCCCAUUGUAAAGACCUUCAUCGCCGCUAUAUAAAAUGUUUAAAUAUAUUUAAUAGACUAAAAUCACAACUGAACCAUAGUAAUUUAAUCCGAGCGAAAAAGGACUAUAAAACACUAGAACGUCGCCUGAAACGAGAGUAUAUGCGCACCGAAGGAAACAUGUUAGACAUAAUGAGACUUACAAACCCAAAAUUGUUUUACAAGAAAUUUAAAAGGAAAGCGUCUCCUAAACAUGCUGUACCAUUAAAGUUGUUCCAUGAACAUUUUAAGUCAUUGUGCUCAUCAGACACAGAUGCUGUACUGGACGACAGCCAAUUUAAUAACACUGAUGGUGAAUGCGUCUAUGAGGAACUUGAUAGAGAAAUUACAGAAAAUGACAUUUUGAAAGCUAUUCGUAACCUUAAACGUGAUAAAAGUCAUGGAGUUGAUGGAAUUCUUAACGAAUAUUUUAUUGAAUACAAAGAUGUGUUUAUGCCUGUAUUACUGUACAUUUUUAAUGGAAUUUUACAGUCCGGAAUUUUCCCUACGGACUGGGCUAAAGCCAUACUUAUACCUAUAUUCAAGAAGGGCAAUGUGCUUGAUCCGAACAACUACAGAGGGAUUAGUUUAGUCAGUAAUUUUGGAAAGUUGUUUACGUCCGUUCUCAAUCAACGUUUAAUAGACUGGUCGGAAACGUUUGAUAUUGUGACCGAUGCCCAGUUCGGCUUUCGCCCCGGUCUGGGUACAGUAGAUGCUAUUUUUGCUCUUACAUCAUUAAUUUUCAAAUCUUUAUCAGCCAAAAAUCGUUUUUAUUGUUGUUUUGUAGACUACACAAAAGCUUUUGACACUGUUCAAAGAUAUAUGUUAUGGUAUAAACUAUCAAAAAUUGGAAUACAAGGUAAAUUUUUAAUGGUUAUCAAAGCAAUGUAUUCUAAUGUAACUUCUUGUGUAAGUGUUGAUGGGUUCAACUCUGAUUAUUUUACUAAUGAAGUAGGUUUGAUGCAAGGUGAAGUCUUAUCACCGAUAUUUUUUUCUAUGUAUGUCAAUGAUUGUGAAAUGGCUUUUAUAAAUAGUGACUCUAUUCCUUAUGAGAUGAAGGAACUAAAUUUAUUUUUACUAAUGUACGCUGACGAUAUGGUUAUUUUUUCAGAAACUGUAUCUGGGUUACAAACAUUACUUGAUACUUUGUAUGAUUAUACCUCCAAAUGGUCACUUAGUGUGAAUAUAGCAAAAACGAAAAUUGUUGUUUUUAGAAAGGGUGGUAAAAUACAUGACAAUGAAAAAUGGUAUUAUAAUAACCAGGAAAUAGAAGUUGUAGAUAAGUUUAGUUAUCUUGGUAUUUUGUUAAAUUUUAAUGGUAAAUAUAAUGUGUUACAGCAGAAACUCUCAGAACAGGUGAACUGUAUGUGUUCAUGGCCAUGUAAUUGGCAAAAGCGUACAUUCUACAACGAAGCAGCCAACUUAGACCUUUUUGUUCCAAAUGCAUACCAGUUGAAUAUUGCACCUGACACUGUUAUAGAAUGUUUGAUUAGGGAAGGACCGUUCAUUGUUGGCAGACGAGUUGGAAACGUUUACAGAUGUAUAAAAAUUAACGACGUGUGUGAGGACAGCUUUGUGGUGAUACAGACACCUCUAAUCAAACUGGAACAUCCUCCAAAUUUAUGCGACAUUUGUACUCCUGGUAAUCUUACCAGCAAGCCACAAGUAUGGGUCGAUCUAGGAUGCGAUGUACCAAAGAACUGUCCUGUACAACGUCGUACAGAAACUCAAUGUAAUGGAUGUGAAAAGAACCAACCAAAUGAUGACAUAGCCUGCAGCACUUGCAAAAAAGACGGGAAAAAAAAGUUGGAAGUUCAAAGGAAAUAUUCCGGAGAGAAGAAGAAAUCAACCUAUGGUUCAUAUUCCGGAGAGAAGAAAAAAUCAACCUAUGGUUCAUUUUCUAGAAGUUCUUACAGAGGCUAA
Messenger RNA from Mytilus trossulus (common blue mussel), 2364 nucleotides. RefSeq lists its product as uncharacterized. Lineage: Eukaryota; Metazoa; Mollusca; Bivalvia; Mytilida; Mytilidae. The coding region runs from base 1 to 2364 and encodes 787 amino acids. The record is from RefSeq and is a predicted model, not a curated record. The transcript is spliced from 5 exons.